CCGUCCCGGCAGCCCUUGCGCCGCCAUGGCGGAGGCCGCGGCCGCUCGGCCGCCGCAGGACGUGGAUACCGAUGACUGUCUCCGGGAGUACCGGCACCUCUUCAGCCCCGACAUCCUGGCCGGCCAGGUGGCGUUUAUCACCGGCGGCGGCUCGGGCAUCGGCUUCCGCAUCGCCGAGAUCUUCAUGAGGCAUGGCUGCCGGACGGUCAUUGCAAGCCGGAACCUGCAGCGAGUGUCAGAGGCCUCAAAAAAGCUGGUGGCAGCCACAGGCCAGCAGUGCCUGCCCCUCUCCAUGGAUGUCAGGCAGCCCCAAACCGUUGUGGCAGCAGUGGAUGAAGCACUAAAAGAGUUCAAGCGGAUUGACAUCCUCAUUAAUGGUGCUGCGGGAAACUUUCUGUGCCCAGCCAGUGCCUUGUCCUUCAAUGCCUUCAAGACAGUGAUAGACAUUGACACCCUUGGCACCUUCAACACCUCCAAAGUCCUCUUUGAGAAAUAUUUCCGGGACCAUGGUGGGGUCAUCGUUAACAUCACGGCAACCCUGAGCUACCGAGGGCAGGCCCUCCAGGUGCAUGCUGGUGCUGCUAAGGCUGCCAUAGAUGCCAUGACCCGUCACCUGGCUGUGGAGUGGGGACCCAACAACAUCCGAGUGAACAGCUUGGCACCGGGCCCCAUUACCGGCACCGAGGGCUACCGGCGGCUGGGUGGGAAAUUUGCCGAGGAAGCAAGCCAGUUUGACACGAUCCCCCUCCAGCGUGCAGGGAACAAGACAGAGAUCGCCCACAGCACGCUGUACCUGGCGAGCCCCCUCUCCUCCUACGUGACGGGCACCACCCUGGUCGUGGAUGGCGGGAGCUGGCUGACCUCUGCCAACAACUUCCCUGCCUUGCUGGGUAUUGCUUCAUCCUCUGCUAAACUCUAGAUUUCUGGGCUGCAGGAGCAAACAAAAAUCAAUAACGGACAGCCUGGGAUGGACUGAUGGACAGAAACGUGACCGAACGCUGCUGCUUGGGGCCCAUCUCGGGGCGACUUCUCCCAGAGUCAGAGCCGAUAGCUGCCGCCUCUGAUCAGCGACCGGUGGUUGGUGGUGACGCUGCUGAUCCUGCAUCCGCCUGGGGGAGGGGGCACCGGGGGCGCCAGCUGGGAGCGAGCCCACCCCCGUGCUGGGCCGUGACUCCCUUCUGAGCUGACGUGGCCAGGGACAGCGCGGGGUGCGCGGGCUGUGAUGCUUGCUGUCCGUUUGUGUCUCCUUCCACGUUGCUCUCCUGGCCUUUCCCAAGUUCCAGGCCCGUGGUUAUCCAUCCUCUUCCUCCCCUCUCCCCCAUCUCAGUCUGAGAGCUGCCCCAGCAGCAGCUCCUUUUUGGGAGGGGGGGGGGAGUCAUUCAGCCCAUCCUGGGUUGAGAUCAACCUUCAUGCCUGGGCCAGCUCUGCCUUGACAGCAGCAGCUGGCAGCUCUUGGAGGGGAAACAAAGACCAAGCUGGCCCCUGGCAGGGGAAAAGGGCCCCGUCCCCUCACGGGGAGGGGGGCUCGGAUGGGGUGGUGGUCCCUGGAGGCUGAUGCAGAUGCAGCUGGGAUGUCCCUCUCCCAGGAGCAGAGGUGGUGUGAGGUCAGAUCCCCCCAGAGCUGGCUCUGUACUGCCAUGGGCUGUAGCACUGUAUCUGUUGGGAGCCCGAGAUGUCCAGUUGUCUGUCCGGCACCCGUCUGUCUGUCACGCCAGUCUCACGCUGUCUCCUUUCUUCGUACAGACACUACAGCUGAGAGUAAAUCAAGGGCUAGCUGAAAUGCAGUCCUUUCCGAUCAGGGCGCUGAGCUGAGGAGCUGCAGGGGCCGCACCGGGUCUGCGCUGGGCUGCCGGGGCCAAACCCAUCCCUGGUGCCAGCGCCUCAGGGAUACACACACCACUCACACGCAGCGGCCUCCUGCUGCUGCUGGCAAUUUUUAAGCUUACCCUGAAUUCAGUGAAGCUUGUUUUCCUGCUUGAUUGCCUUUCCUACUUGAUUGUAGGCUUGCCAGGUUUUGCUCCUUCCUCCAGGCCACGAAUAAAGAACUUCCACCCUGA
This is a messenger RNA of Tyto alba (common barn owl), 2057 nucleotides long. RefSeq names its product 2,4-dienoyl-CoA reductase 2 (gene DECR2). NCBI's taxonomy places the organism in Eukaryota, Metazoa, Chordata, Aves, Strigiformes, Tytonidae. Gene Ontology annotation, biological process: fatty acid catabolic process. Gene Ontology annotation, molecular function: 2,4-dienoyl-CoA reductase (NADPH) activity. The transcript has 9 exons. The record is from RefSeq and is a predicted model, not a curated record. Bases 26 to 919 code for a protein of 297 amino acids.